AAAGAAAAGUAAAAACCAACUUGAGGGAGGAGGAGAAGACGCUGCUGCACAAAUCGAGGAACGUUCUCACACAAGUUUGGAAGAAAACGGUUUCAGAGAGAAUUCAGGUGUUUGUGGAGAUGGAGAGCGUGCGAGCCGUCGUCUACCUGUCCGUCUGUCUGACCGUCAUGACAUCGGUGUGUCAAAGUCAAAGGUCGUCUGAAAACCAGCAGCUUUCCGAGCCGGCUCUGGGACUCACGACCAACGAGCUGGCUGAAGCUCUGCAGGGUCUCCUGGACGAAGCUGACAGCAACGUCGGCCUCUCCGUGGAGAAGAAAGCCAGCGUCAUCCCACGGUGUGACGUAGGCGAGCGCUGCGCCAUGAAACACGGGCCUCGCAUCGGGCGUCUCUGCGACUGCCUGCGCGGAACCGCCUGCAACACCUUCUUCCUGCGCUGCUACUGAACUCCACGGCCACGACCUCCACACUGACCGUUAGACAAACCACCGACAGAGGCCGACGCUGCAUAUCUCACCGCGUCUCUGCAUGUUUGUGUCUUUGUUUCAAAGUUUCUCUCUCCGCCUUCCAGAAACAUUUAUUUUUGUUAAUAAAGUUUCUUCAUAAAGCUUCACAACUCCAGUUAUUGUACGAGAAAAAUGCAUCUGAAGACGGACUUACAUUUGCAGAUCUUUAUCUUUCAGAUUUGAUGAAUAAACCUUAAAAAUAUGAUAAAUUACAGUGAGUUUUGUUUACAGCAGUUACCCUUUAAAGAUCCUGACCACUGCAGACUUGUUUUAUCAAUAAAAAAUUUUUUUUUUGGUGCCAAAAACCAUUUUACUAAUUUUGAGGAACUUAAGCUCUUUUAUUGACAUUUUUUACUAAUUAAAUAGAUUUUGUUUAAUCAUGUGAAGGUUAGUUUGCAAUUUGUUAGCAUAUGCAAACACCUGCAUAUUAAAAUAAUAUCAUAUUCAGCUAUUUGCAGUUUUUGUUUUGUUUCUGCAGGUCAACUAAGGUUUAUUAGCUUAUUUAUCUCAAUCCAGAUCUAAAGACCGUUUAUCGUUUUCAGUCUGUCGUGUAUUUCUGAGGUCUGAUUUAGUUCUUUUCUGUACGUUGUUUCAGUUCUAGAAUAAAUGUGUUGAAUUCA
Molecule: messenger RNA, 1123 nt
Organism: Oryzias melastigma (Indian medaka)
Lineage: Eukaryota; Metazoa; Chordata; Actinopteri; Beloniformes; Adrianichthyidae
Gene: cart4
Product: cocaine- and amphetamine-regulated transcript 4
Exons: 4
Coding region: 120-443 (107 amino acids)
Biological process (GO): G protein-coupled receptor signaling pathway; adult feeding behavior; cellular response to starvation
Molecular function (GO): neuropeptide hormone activity
Source: RefSeq, a predicted model, not a curated record